AUGACCCGAGCCAUCCGAGACCGAAUUCUCAAGGACGUGAAUGGUGAUAUCAAUGACCAUUUACGCAGCCACAUUCACCUCACAAACUGCAUCCACUUAAAAAACCACAUGCACAAGCAAAGUCCCAUCUUAGCCGGUCGAGCCCUUAUUCGGGACCUAAUUGCCCUUCAAAAGUCGAGGUCUUUACGCGACCCGUCUGCAAGCCCGCACGGAUGGCAUUCCCCUUCCAUAGUUGAUUCUCUUCUUAAGAGAUCAGAGAAGGAUGAGGCGAUUACCGUGAGACGGUCAGUCGGGAUCGAGCGUCCCAGAAUGUCUGUAAGUUCCCUUCAACAGGACAGCACAGAAGGUGAAAGAAGGCAAGACAGGAGAGAAGAAGGUUCUAGAAGCUCAGAGUCCAAAGACAGGAGUUUGAAGAUGAAAGGCAGCUACAGACAGGAUUUGCACCUCCGAACCUUAUCCGAACAGCUACAAGAUAUCCCGGAUGAGAGUGACCAUGCGGGUUUGUCCCGUAACCACGAAUAUCGAACCCGGGUCGAAAAAGUUUCCGAGGAAGAUGGAAUAAAUGUUCUGAAUCAAAAUAAUAGUAAUAAUAAUACUAACAAUAAUCGGGCGAAAAGGCGGAGGUUUCGAAGCUCGAGAAGGCCUCGUGCUUCUAUAAAUAAUGAAAUGUCAGUAGCUUCUAACUCGUUUGCCCAAGGAGGAAAUCAUGAUAAUAUUGUCAAUGGUGGCCCGUGUAAUAACCGAUGUGGAAUCCCCUGGAAUUGGUCUAGAAUUCACGACAGAGGAAAAUCGAUUCUCGACUUGGCCGGGAAGAGCCUCUCUUGUGGCAUUUCCGAGUUGAGGUCAAUGAAAACUGGCUCGAAUAUGCCCGACAUGUCGCAACACUCGAGCUCAUCCUCGAAAUCAAACUGUCAAGAGGCAUUGCCUCUGUUGCUCGAUAGUUCUCACGAUUACUCGAGCGAAUUAGGCCUAUAUGCCGAGAAUCUUCUAAAAAACGAGACUGAUUCGGAUCUUGCUUCUGAAGGUAGGUCCGGCGAGCAGCACAAGAAGUACAAUGAUAAUGGGAGGCAUCAGCAUCAGAAUAUUACUCAGAAGUACAUGCCGAAGACAUUUAAGGAUUUGGUGGGCCAGAGUUUGGUCGCGCGGGCUCUCUCGAAUGCUAUUACAAAAAAGAAAGUCGGGCUUUUGUAUAUUUUCCAUGGGCCCCACGGGACCGGGAAAACAUCGUGCGCGCGUAUAUUUGCCCGGGCUCUGAACUGCCGCUCGCUAGAGCGCUCGAAGCCCUGCGGGCUAUGCAGCUCAUGCUCCAAGACAAGAAAUGUGACUGAAAUUGGCCAGGUCAGCAAUGUUGACUUUGCGAGCUUUAUCGAGCUUCUCGAUGAAGUGGCGAUCCACCACAGGACUCGAUCCGAGCACAGGGUUUUGAUAUUCGACGAGUGUGAUACUCUAUCUUCUGAUUGUUGGAGUGCGAUUUUGAAGGCCAUCGAUCGAGCCCCACCGAGACGGGUCGUUUUUGUACUCGUCUGCUCAAGCUUCGAGGCCUUGCCUCAUGUGAUAACAACCAGGUGCCAAAAGUUCUUUUUCCCAAAGUUGAAGGAUGCAGAUGUAAUUUAUACUUUGCAGUGGAUUGCGAGUAAGGAGGAUUUGGAAAUCGAUAAGGAUGCUUUGAAGCUUAUAGCAUCGAGGUCAGAUGGAUCUUUAAGGGAUGCUGAGAUGACUUUAGAACAACUGAGUUUGCUUGGGAAGAGAAUAUCUCUUGGCCUUGUACAAGAAUUGGUUGGGCUUGUUUCAGAUGAGAAGUUAGUGGACCUACUUGAUUUAGCGUUAUCUGCCGACACAGUUAAUACGGUGAAGAAUCUGAGAGAUAUCAUGGAAUCUGGUAUCGAGCCAUUGGCAUUAAUGUCACAGCUUGCAACUGUUAUAACUGAUAUUCUGGCUGGAAGCUAUGAUUUCAUGAAAGAAGGAUCUAGAAUGAAAUUCUUUCGGCAUAAUGCACUGUCGAAAGAAGAAAUGGAAAAACUGCGCCAGGCCUUAAAGACUCUCUCAGAAGCCGAAAAGCAGCUAAGGGUAUCAAACGACCGCAUAACUUGGCUAACGGCUGCCCUUCUACAGUUGGCUCCCGAGCAAAAUUAUGUGCCCCCGAGUUCCUCUGAUAAUAGCUUUCAUCACAGUCCCUUGAGAAAACCGAGGAAAAGCAAUGCUGAAAAGUCAAAUGGCAUCGUCAUUAAUGGGAACAGCGAAACUGAGGAGAUUUGGCUGCAAGUGCUUGAAAAGAUUCCUAUUAGUACCGUGAAAGAGUUUAUGUAUCGUGAAGGGAAGCUGAUCUCGGUCAGUUAUGGAACAGCUCCAACUGUGCAGCUUCUGUUUACCUCCCAGCUGACGAAAUCCAAAGCCGAAAAUUUCAGACAGUACGUGUUACAAGCAUUCGAGUCGGUCCUCAAAUCCCCAGUGACCAUCGAUAUUAGAUGUGAACCGAGAACAGAGAUUGUCGAGCUCGAAGCCUCUCCACGAGAGAGCUCGAGGGACAGGGGCAAUAUUGGAAAUUCAUCGAGCCAAAAAAUAUCGUAUUUGUUAGGUGAGGGAAACCAGAGUCUUAGCAUAGAUAGAAGCAAGGUGUCUCUGGCUCAUGUGAUUCAGCAUGCAGAGAUUGGUUCGCAGCAAAGCAACGGCUGGUCCAGGAGAAAAACGGUCUCGAUUGCCGAGAAGCUCGAGCAGGAAAAUUUGAGAUUAGAACCGAGAUCAAGGAGACUGCUUUGUUGGAACCCACCAAAAGCAACCAGACGAAAGCUUUCGCGUUUGAAGAUUAGAACAAGGAAGCCUCAAGCUUUGAUGAAAUAUAUGUCUUGUGGAAGGUGUCUCUCUGGUGGGUCCCCCAAAUAA
This is a messenger RNA of Striga hermonthica, 2880 nucleotides long. The record is from the annotation of a GenBank genome assembly. NCBI's taxonomy places the organism in Eukaryota, Viridiplantae, Streptophyta, Magnoliopsida, Lamiales, Orobanchaceae.